This is a messenger RNA of Babesia sp. Xinjiang, 1917 nucleotides long. RefSeq lists its product as uncharacterized. The record is from RefSeq and is a predicted model, not a curated record. The transcript is spliced from 11 exons. The coding region runs from base 1 to 1917 and encodes 638 amino acids. Lineage: Eukaryota; Apicomplexa; Aconoidasida; Piroplasmida; Babesiidae.
AUGCUGAAGGAGGCUGCUAGACGUUACGAUGCUGCAGGAACUCCCUUACUUCCAGAAGAGCUUAGUAAUCGGGUUAAUCAGUCUUUGAAAAGGGCAUCUGAUCUUUUGGGACUAUCACUUCCUACAGCCGAUGACAACUGUGAAUCAGAUUACUCUGCCUUCUGCCCUGAGGGAUGGGUAUCCACUGGUGAUGGUAUACACUGUGUGUUGCCUUAUGAAAGCCAUUCCAACUCCGGGCUCUGUGGACGCCAGCUGGACAUGCACGACAAAUCGGCUUUAGAUAAGCUUAACCUGGCAGAAACGUGCGACCUAAAGUGGCCAUGCUUGACAAAGGAGCCAAUCGUCCCGAAGAGUGAUGAUGUCUGCCCAAAGUUCUGGCGCCGUAAUGGGGAUCAGUGCCUUGCUGACGCAACUUACGUUGGGCCAUGCAAUAUGGCUUUAAAAUUUACGGGGAAGAGUCAUCAAGAACGACAGAAUGAAGCUCGCAUUUGUAGACUUAAUUUUUCGAAAACAACCGAUUUACUGGAUGAAAACAGCGACUGGUCAGCCGACUGUCCUCUGGGAUGGUCUCUACAGGAUGAUGGUACAUGCGCACAGAAUCUGGACCAGAGUGUCAGUCAAUGUGGGAGGAAACUGAAGUUCACUAGUAUUCGUGAGAAACGAGAGAAGGCCAAGCGUUGCAGUUUGGUGUGGCCUAUCAAGACAGAGAAAGUUGAAUCAUUUUGUCCACUAGGUUGGCAGCUCGAUGCAGAUAACGAAUUGUGUCUGGCGCCUGCGAGUUACAUGGGUCCAUGCCAGCUGCGUAUGGACUUUAGCCAAUAUACUGCGUAUGAUAAGGCGAUGUGGGCCCAUGCAUGUGGCGUUUCUUUUUUGGAUGAAGGUGAGGUCUCCAAACCACCAAAAUCCGCCAAUGACGUAUUCUAUCGCAACGGGCCAGUGGACCACUCGCUGGCUGUAGUUGGGUUUGGGAAGCCAGUCAAAGAUGUGAGGGUGAUGGAAAGACAACUCGAUGAAUUGAACCGAUUGCGCAAGAAAAGUAGCGACCCACUUUUUAUAAGAACCGUAAAUAAGAGUAUCGCAACGCUUAGGUCCCAUAUCAAGUCCCUGGCGUCCGGCGCUUCGUUUCUACAAGUGGCUACUAUGGCCCUUACACCCAAUAAAAGGAGCUGCCCAUACGGAUGGCGCCAAUUUGACAGUGUAUGCAUUGCCAGUGAAGCUUACCACCGUGUGGUUCCGGGUUGCAAGACAGUCCACCGAAUAUCGGAUGAGUUCAACGAACAAUGCCGAGUAUCGAUGCGUAUUGACGACCACCGCGAUGACUUUGUUCGUGCACAUUGUCCUUUGGGAUGGAGGAUACGCCAAGUUUACUUCGCCAAUCUCGUGCGUCACAUAUGCAUCGCACCGUCGUACUACAAAGAGUCACAAAGGAUCGAAUGUGGUGGAGGGACUGUAGAUUUUUCUGCACGUUCCCCAGGAUUUAAGCGACGAUGGUCCUUUUCCUGUGGGCAGCGUUUUCCGGAUUUUGAGGAUGCGCAUCAACCUAAAUGCGUGGAAAACUUUUUUUGGCAUUGCCCUUCCGAAUGGCAGCGUAAUGAGGACUCUUGUCUUGCUCCUGAGCACUACGUUGGUCCAUGUCCUCCGUCUGUCCGUUUGUCGGAAAUUGGCACAGAGAGCUCCAAAGCCAGCUUUUCAAAACGUUGUCUUGCUGCUUGGCCAUGCUUAGGUAACUGUGAGAAGGACUACAGUCGGGAUUGUCCCGAUGGAUGGGAUCGCAACGAAGAUCUUUGUACAUUAGCUACUCCUGGUGACGGAGGGCGCUGCGGCAAAAGCAUCGAAAUUAGGAAACCAUGGAACGACAGCCACAAAGAGGAGGUGGAGUUCCUGUGCGGGGUACAUUGGCCGUGUCAUCAGACCUAG